AUGUAUCUGAUUACUGUAAAGGUGACUUUUGUGGAGGAGAAUCAACAGGAACACCAGGCGCCCCAGUGCAUUGGUGGCAGCGGAGGACGGCAGUUGGUGCCAGGCGUCUUGCCAGUCACUGAUCAGUCGUCCACAGGUUUCCAGAAGCAGAAAGACGUAGCUGGAGGAGACAAACCGAUUCAGGUUCAACAGCAGCAGAUCAAGGGACCAUCUCCCAUUCAGGUGACUUUUGUGGAGCAGAAUCAACAGGAACACCAGGCGCCCCAGUGCAUUGGUGGCAGCGGAGGACGGCAGUUGGUGCCAGGCGUCUUGCCAGUCACUGAUCAGUCGUCCACAGGUUUCCAGAAGCAGAAAGACGCAGCUGGAGGAGACAAACCGAUUGAGGUUCAACAGCAGCAGAUCGAGGGACCACCUCCCAUUCAGACACGCUGCUUCAUCUGGCUCAGCUGUUGA
This is a messenger RNA of Acanthoscelides obtectus, 453 nucleotides long. NCBI's taxonomy places the organism in Eukaryota, Metazoa, Arthropoda, Insecta, Coleoptera, Chrysomelidae. The record is from the annotation of a GenBank genome assembly.